CGAGCAGAAGAGGAAAAUUGCACAACGUGCCCGGCUAGGCACCCCCUAGACGACGGCGGUGGCGACAACGACGGCACGUUCGUUCUACGAUUCCUGGCAUAUCCCGGGCCGGACGGAAGACGGCACGUCACGAUCCCAACCUAGAUGAUAUUUUCAUCCCUGCUGCUGAGAACCCUCGUCGUCGCGGAUGCUCGAUGCUGGCAUCCGCAUCCGCCCCCCCCCCAGAGUCUGAUGACCCAAUCCUGGGGUUUUCGAUCGACGUCGUCUUCGCUAACCCGGUCUAGACCGAGGGUUACGUCAAUGCACUCGUGGCGUCGCAGCGUGCGGGUUGGAGUUGGUUGGGUCAAACAGGACGCCCCCUCCCUCCACCUCGGCCGACGGCCCUGCCAAUCCUGCAUGGGGAGCGGCAGUGUCGUGGCAUGUCAUCCGCGAACAACUUCGCAUCCUCACCUUCGCCUACCGCCUUUGCGAGCCGUAACGGAGUAGCGACCACCACCGUCUCGGCAUGUAGAACCUCUACGCAUGUACGCCGCUUUGCCUGCGUAUACGUAGGUACGUAUGUAAGACCCCAUAAG
Durotheca rogersii is the source of this 575-nucleotide messenger RNA. RefSeq lists its product as uncharacterized. Lineage: Eukaryota; Fungi; Ascomycota; Sordariomycetes; Xylariales; Xylariaceae. The coding region runs from base 145 to 486 and encodes 113 amino acids. The record is from RefSeq and is a predicted model, not a curated record. The transcript is spliced from 3 exons.